Protopolystoma xenopodis is the source of this 726-nucleotide messenger RNA. Lineage: Eukaryota; Metazoa; Platyhelminthes; Monogenea; Polystomatidea; Polystomatidae. The record is from the annotation of a GenBank genome assembly.
CUGAGGCUAGCAGGCAGAGGCAAUGUCAGACCCCACCAGCAUCAGUUGCAGAAUGGUCACAGCCGACUAGGCCGAUGGACCAGUCAAUCCCAGGCAGGAGGUAUCAACAAAGAUCGCAGUCAAACCUCGCUAACAGGGCAACUAUCGAAUCGGACAAGUCGGAGUCCCGGAGGCUCACGAUCAGUACAAAAGAGCCUAGUGACUCAUGCUCGUCGUAAUUAUCAUUCCAACCCUCACAAUCUACAUCGAGAUCACAGGUCGAACGAUCAAUCAUCACGAGGAAUGGGAAAAGUUGUGAAUGGGCCACGCCGGCAAACCUCUCCCAUGACAGAUGCUCAUGCACUAACUAACUUUGGUUUCGCAAAGUCGAGAACGAGAGUCUCGAACUCAGAAACCUCUCCUGCUCACGUAGCCUCAUUCGUUUGUAGAGCCUCUUCAAGACUAGCCAGUGCAGCUGUCCGGCUAAUCCGACAAAGGGCAAUGUCUGGUGGAGGAAGAAGUCGAUGCUACUGGCCAGGUCACUCACCCAGCAGCCUGACGGACAACGAAGAUGAGGAAGCCAGAAGGCUGGAAGACGAAACCGGCGUUGUGCCCGGAUUCGGCAGAACCGCCCACUUUAUCCACAUAAUUCAUGUUCCCCCACUGCCUCCUACUCCAUUUGCAGGAAGGCAACAUCUUCUGCAGAUCGAAUAUAACCUGGUGGUAUGUUUAAAAGACAAGAAAUAA